Messenger RNA from Cottoperca gobio, 2690 nucleotides. It is a transcript of the gene tmem106ba, whose product is annotated as transmembrane protein 106Ba. The transcript is spliced from 8 exons. The record is from RefSeq and is a predicted model, not a curated record. Lineage: Eukaryota; Metazoa; Chordata; Actinopteri; Perciformes; Bovichtidae. Bases 163 to 945 code for a protein of 260 amino acids.
CACAUGAUGCGUGUCCCGACGUAAGCCAGUCCAAUGAGGAGAGGAGGGAGGCGUUCCCGUGGGCUUCAUUCUCCAUUGGUGUGUUGAACCACAACAAACAGCGACGAUACAACGAAUGUCAAACAAGUAAAACACACAACAAAAAACCAGACAGCUGCAACUAUGGGCAAGUUCCAUUCUCUCUUGGCUAACCCCAAAGACGAAAGUCAGGACGCCCUGGCAGCUUCUGGAGAGUACAGAGACGGCGAGGAGGAUGGAAAGAACGGAGAUGUAUCCCAGUUCCCCUACGUGGAGUUCACUGGACGGGACAGCGUCACAUGCCCGACAUGUCAGGGCACCGGCAGAAUACCGCGAGGUCAAGAGAAUCAGCUUGUGGCUCUGAUUCCAUACAGCGACCAAAGGCUCAGGCCGAGCAGGACAAAGCUGUAUGUCACGAUAUCAGUGGCACUUUGCUUGCUGCUCUCUGGCCUGGCUGUUUUCUUCCUAUUUCCUCGCUCUAUUGACGUCUCCUAUGUGGGAGUGAAGUCCGCCUAUGUCUCCUAUGACCUGGACAAACGCAUCGUUUAUCUCAACAUCACAAGCACUCUGAACAUCACCAAUAAUAACUACUACACCGUAUCUGUGACCAACAUCACAGCACAAGUGCAGUUCUCCAAGACGGUGAUAGGCAAGGCCAAGUUAAACAACAGCUCAGUGAUCAUACCACUAGAUGAACGGCAGAUUGACUACACAGUUCCCACCACCAUUGCUGAUGAGAUGAGUUACAUGUUUGACUACUGCACCUUGCCAACCAUUAAAGUUCACAACAUAGUGGUCAUGAUGCAGGUGACGGUGACCACGUCUUACUUUGGCCAUGCGGAGCAGGUCUCCCAGGAGAUGUACCAGUAUAUUGACUGUGGGGGGAACACCACCUCCUUGCAUGGUCAUGUGCAGGUCUACCAAUAAAAGAAACAAAAAGAGCCCAGGCAUCAAACACUGCUGUGACUGAGGGUCUUACAGAGAUAAAUGGACUGACGUCCACGUAUGAACAAUGGAGUAAUGAACAGGGACAUAACUUUUCUUAAACUAGUCAGUGGCUCAUACAUUCUUAAAUUCCCAACCACUUCCUUUUACAGGUCGAAUGUGAUGAUCUAUUUUUGGUUUGCUGCUUGUCAAACAGGCUACUAAAAGCAGACACACGUAUUAUGCAGGAUUUGCCUCGAGGUUUGUUGUCAUUUUUCUCCCUGGUGCCAACAAAAUAGACGGAUAUAAUUUAAUAUUCACAUCACUCGUAGACAUUCCCAUCAUGUUUUCACUGUGAGUCCUUAACAAUUAAAUUACUGGAAGCAGUAGUUUCAGAUAUGAUGCACUUUAACUAGAGAUGCACCAAUGUACACAUGAUGGUUUUAUGCUGUGUACGCGCGCACACACACACACACACACACACACACACACACACACACACACACACACACACAUCAUGUCGUGAGUUUUGAUGUAAAUUACAUUAAAUGUGUUAUAUAGAUAUGUUGCACCUGUUUUACUUUCCCUGAAGAUAAAGUAGGAUAUACUACAAUUCAUUUUCACUUGGAUUCUAACUGUCCAGUAACCCGGAGCACUUAUAAUUUGAGAUUUAAGUUAUUUAAUAGGCAAUGUUUUAUUAUGAACAUACACAUUCAACUUCAAUUUUUCACUAAAGAAAAGUUACAAAAAAGUUUGUGUAUGCUGUCAAUUAUAGUUCUUUUGAAAGAAAGAAAAAAAUCGGAAUUGGCAAAAUAAAUAGCAAUUAGUGCAUCUCUGACUUGAACCCGAUCUAAGAAUGUUAGUGCCCCCACUACUCUAUACCACUUUAAAUAAAAAAUACAACAAGUAAGGUUCAAGAGUGAAAACCACUGAGCUGUUCCUAACGUCCUCUUUCCUUUCUCGUUUUGUUUUGUUUCAUGAAGAUAUGAUUAUCUUUUUGUGUAGUGCAAGAUGACGUUUUAUCUUAUAUCAUUUGUUGAUUUGAUUUGUUUUGGCUCAGAAUUCUUUUUUUGCUUGAGUAUAGGUACUAUAAGUAUUUUCUUAUGUUUAGCGAGUAGUCACCUGAGUAAUUUAAUGCAAAUGUGACUACUAUGAAGACUGCUACAUAUUGUUACGAGGUUACAAAGUAACUUAGUAAAAGGGAUUAAAUAAUAAAGUAUUUUAUAGGAAAUGUGGGAGUGUUACAGGGGUAUAUAAAAUACAGAACCGUAAAUGUAAAAUAUAUGCUUUCAAAACAUGUUAUUUUUUGGUGUGGGAGCAUCUUUAUUUCCAUUUAUUGCGGUUGUUUUUAUCUCAAUAAUAUGUUUAGGACUAGUUUUUGAGUUGACUGGAAUUUAAAGUAGUUUUGAAAUUACUUCCUUUUGUCACAUAGUAUCAUUUUAGAUUGGCAUUUUUUAACAGAUCAUGAACAACUUUUGUCUGACAGAAGACACCCAAAUUCCCCAAAUAUGAAUUAUUUAAAAGUUUCUGAUUCAUUCAUUUGUGAUCGCAAAGGAACUAUAAAAUGCAUAAAGUAGGUUUUCCUGGUAGUUAAUACAAUUUCAUCAAAAGAAAACUGUAAUCCUCGAUCCAACCCUUCCUGAUAUUUGAUGAUAGACAGUGUUUGUAAAAACCUCUGUUACCUCUACACAGUGGUUUUGUGUUGUUCAUGCAUGAAGCUGUAAAUAAAAUCAUGCCUCAUUUUGAAA